UUCAAUUCACCCGUAUCUCGAGGUGCGCGCUAAUCUACGUGUGCACGGGAUCAUCGGGUAGUCGGCAUGUGUAUACCCCGAUUUCCACCAUUCGCUGGAACAGUGCUCCGUACAGUACACUUUGUAUGAUGUAACCGUAAGCUCACCCCAUUCCUUAACUUACUCGUACGAAAGGAAGGACAAAUAAAUAUAUACAACUAUUACCCCACACCUGAACCCUCUAUAGCACUCCGUACACACAUUCACAAAUUGAGAGGUGAUCAUAUCAAGCAAUCAUGUCUGAGAAGGAUCCGCGAUCAGAAGACUCCAAGAAGCGGGACCUGAUCUCUCGUGGCGAUAAGACCUCGACGCCAGUUGGAAAGGCCGCGUUUGCGCUCCUUCGAGCACUCGAUCCAGUCUUCCAGUACUCGGUGUUGAAAUAUGGAGUCGGCACUGGCCUCCUGCACCGCGUGGGCCUGAGGACCUUACCACCAGGACUACCCGCGCAUACGGGCAUAGCAUUGAUCGAUGGCCUACAGUUGUCGCCGUAUCGGCUUGUACUCGUGGGAAUGGCAGUUGGCAGUGCGAUCAAACAUGACAUCUGGAUCUCAGCAUUGUCGGAAGAGCCGAUGAGCAUUCAAAAUGCGUUUAUCAUCGGGGUGUUCAAUCUCGUCAUGAACAGCCUGAACAGCUAUGCCUUCCUCGCGUCCAUCACCUCUGCGUCACAAGAAUCUACAUUUCCGCAGCCAGCACUGCUCGUGGGUAGCGCGCUGUACACGACUGGCAUUUUCACCGAGCUCAUCGCUGAGAUCCAGCGAAAGCGGUUUAAAUCCGACCCUGCGAACAAGGGAAAGCCAUAUACCGGCGGUCUGUGGAGCCUCGCGAGGCACAUCAACUACGGCGCAUACACAUUCUGGCGAGCUGGCUACGCCGCUGCUGCCGGAGGAUGGGUUUGGGGAGCCGUGGUGGGAGCGUUUUUCUUUUCUGACUUUGCGACCCGCGCGGUGCCCAUCUUGAACGAGUACUGUGCGAAGCGCUAUGGUGAAGAUUGGGCGAAGUUCGAGAAGCAGACGAAGUGGAGACUGAUUCCGGGUGUUUACUAAGAAUGACAUCCCUUCUAGAAUGCAUGAAAGCCCAUGCGGCUCUUCUGCAUGCCAGAUUGUUCCUCAUGUAUGCGCGGGAUGCGAAAGUCUAGACUUGUCGGAGAAAACCCAUUCCUUCGUAACAACAAACAUC
Aaosphaeria arxii CBS 175.79 is the source of this 1215-nucleotide messenger RNA. RefSeq lists its product as uncharacterized. The record is from RefSeq and is a predicted model, not a curated record. NCBI's taxonomy places the organism in Eukaryota, Fungi, Ascomycota, Dothideomycetes, Pleosporales. Gene Ontology annotation, cellular component: membrane. The transcript has a single exon. The coding region runs from base 276 to 1082 and encodes 268 amino acids.